Bombus pascuorum is the source of this 2902-nucleotide messenger RNA. RefSeq lists its product as uncharacterized. Bases 1088 to 2689 code for a protein of 533 amino acids. The transcript is spliced from 4 exons. Lineage: Eukaryota; Metazoa; Arthropoda; Insecta; Hymenoptera; Apidae. The record is from RefSeq and is a predicted model, not a curated record.
GUUUCCUGCACACGUUGCACCAGCUGUGAUAGAUUCAAUUUGCGACAGAGUUCAUGCAUCAAUUCUAGAAUGUAUAUUUACAGCGAUAGGCUGUAACUUUCACUAGAAAAGAUAGCUGGAAAGCAAUUAGAAAGAAAUUUUUUACGAUUCUUUCAGUCUACAACCUAAGAAUGAUAUGCUCGAGUAGUUUCAUGGGAACUAUGAACAACGAAUAUUGGUCAGCUAAUUGUACUUCCGGUGAAUUCCAUGGCUGUAUUGUACGUUGGAACACGUUCGUAUUAAAUUUAUUAACAAAGUUGUUUUUCUAAAGUCAUUUUAACAUACCUUUAAUUAUGUAUAAGAUACUUAACGCACUGCGUGCAUUAUUCAAGAAUACCGCGGUACGUAUUGUCUUUGUAUAUCUGCAAUUAGUAGACUACAAGUAUCAGAGUAUCAAAUUAAUUUUAUUAAACGAAAGGUUUAAUUUACUUUUUUCUCGAAACGUUAUUAUUAGGGAGACAGCAGUCACGGCGAAGGCAAUAAUUAUUCACUGCAUCGCUGGCACGCAAUCGAGGAAAUAUCAAUUAGCGAGGAGUUAGGUCGUUGACACGCUUGCUAAGCAUCGACAAUCAGAGAGAGUCACGGAGAUAUAAUUCAGUUUUUCUCGACGCGCUUUUUGUCAAUUAUAGAAAAGUCAAAUCCAUUCGACUGUAUCGCAUCGCUAAUCCCUGAAUAUAAAAGAUCUCGAAGCCUGCGUUGCAGCCAGUUAAGAAGAAACGUCGGUAUCUAUUAAGUCGUUGUCGAUUAAGCUGGUGCCAUGUUGGUACGUUUUCUGUGAUCUGUUUUAUUUACGAUAGUUAUAUUAGUGAAUUUUGUGAGGAAAUAAACCUUAGAAAAUUGAUCGUUAACGUAAUAUGUGUCUGAAUGGUUGAAUAUAUUGCAGGUAUUUUUUACCGCUUUAAUCGUAUCGACGCUGAAUUCGGCUACAGGAGUAGAACAUCAAUUUUUAUCUUCAAGCCACGCGAGAUCAAAAAGAGGGGUCGUCGAAACUGGUCAGAAUGUUCUUCAAGAUUAUAAAUCUCAUCAAAUUGAAUCGAUCGGGCCAAAUAUGCGAAGCAUUGGAUCGAGUAAUGCAAAAUCUCCAUCGCAUUAUAAAAACGUUCAAAUUGUGAAAGAAUCUCCGUUAAUCGGAGGUAGCAUUCCACUAGCGUACAGCGAUACCUUUAAACAAUCAUCGCCGUAUGCUACGUCGCCAUUGUCCGUUUAUUCCUUCGAAUCACGAAACAACGAACGAUUAUUGCCAUAUUCUGAUAAUUUAUUUACCAUGUCAACUGGCUAUAAAACUACAGGUGACGAUUUUUCUAAACCGCUGAAACAAACCGGUACGCACCGCCAACCAAAGUUUAACCAAAAUGCAGCAACAGAUACAAAUCUCCAAGUUCCCGUGUAUAAGACUGAUUAUCUGUUGCCAAAAAUCUCAGAAUCGCAGAGUUACGCGCCUACGUUCCAAAACAUGGAGAAAGCUUCGUUGCCGAUGCUUCAAGUACAAAAGAGUCGAGAGUUACCUCGGUACUUGUCCAGUACGCAAAGCCAACCACUCGUGUUGAACCCUGUGGAUCAACAGUUCAAUUUCGCAGUCAGAACGCCGAAGCUAAAUAGCGUGCAACUGAGUACACCUUUCCUGUCGCCGCUUUCGAGUUUUCAGGGUCAAGUGGUGCCAAUUUCCACCGUAGAUAACAACGCGCAAUUUCCGCAAUACAAAGGCGCCGCGGUAGACGUAUACCCAACUGUCAGUAGCUUCUCACCGAUGGCUUAUCAGCCUAUCCAACCUCAGUCGCGAUUGCAUUUUGCACACGAUAACGUUCAACGUGUGCAAUCUGUUGACAAUGUACGUCAUGCUACGCCAGCGCAAGAAAUUCGAUCUGACGUGGAGAUCAUUGACAAAAAGAAACCUGCGCCUCCGCCUAAAACCGACGACGACGAGGAUGACGCCGAUAACGACGAAGAUUAUGUACCUCGUGAGAAACAAUACGGAGCAAAUUCAGAGGAAGACGACGACUCCGAAUCUAGACCUGGAAAAUACUUUAAGGCGCCAGCAACGGAAGGUAACUUUAAGCCAUCGACCUCGUUUCCCUUCAAGCAAUACGACGAAAAAUUUGGCAAAUAUUCGAGUCAGAAUCGUAACGCAGAAGGUGAUAAAAAGCCCAAAUAUCAAGAUUAUUCUUCGUCGAACGACGAGGACGACGACGAGCAAGCGCCAUCAGCUAAAUAUAACUCGGAUCGCGCGCCAUCAAAAAGUUUUUACAGUAGGCAAGAGGAUGAAGAAAACGAUGAUAGACAUGGUUAUGAAAGACAAAAGACCGAAGAAACGUCCGAUGAUGCGAACGCAUCUAAAUACCUUGACAAGAACACCGACGAUGAGUUUGAAACAUUGUACAGAAAGAAAUUACCAAGACAAGAGUACAUCCAUCUGAAAGAAGUUCCAGAAGUAGAAUAUGGAUCGAGCUCAUCGAAAGGAAACGGAAAUGAUUACGAGGAUCCUUCGGGCGAAGGAAGUUUUAGGAAUUUUAGGUAUUUCAAAAAUUUCCACGAUUUCAAAGACUCUGAAGGAUUUAAUUCUGAUAUCGUAAAAAGCUUCAGCUUGCUGCCCGGAACGACGUACGGAGGAUCUUUUGGCUACAAAAUACCUAAAAGAAACGCGGCAUCUUAAAUAUGCGAAUGACCUCAUGAUUUACCAAAAUGUGUUAGUAUUCAGAAUCUAAUUACGCUCUAUACCGAGCUCAGUGCAUAUAAUUUAUCUAAAGUUUUGAUAUGUUAUUUAUAUUGUUAUGUUUGUUUGUAUAUAAUAUAUUGAACAUAAAUUUUUAUCGUAACUAAAACAACGUUAGAUAUUGGAUUAUUUCAUUUCCAUGGGAAAAAAUAC